GACAGUCGAGGUUUCGCCGCGUUAAAGUGUUGACGCUAGUGCGCAUGACGAACAACGCCGAAGUGAAUGUAUUAAAAUAAAACUUUUUUGAGUGGAUGUAUUCGUAAAUAAAUGAGGACGUUACUUUAUGGACAUCUAACUAUUUAAAUCGAGAGUUUUAGACCUAUUCAGUGAAAUUUCUCAGUUAAAAUUUAAGUGUGCAAACUCCAGUGGAAUUUCUUAACACAUAAACUGGUUUCCAGCGACUUUUUAUGACAGAAUUAUUAUAAUUCGCUUAAUUUUAUAGAAAAAUAGUAUCCAAUCGUUCGGUUGAUUGUGUUAAAGUAUAUAGUGAAAUAUAGUACCUAACAAUAAUUAAAAUUUAUACUUGGACACAACCUUAGAUUGUUCAUUUUAUGUUGAGCAGUAAUUCUACGCCCCGACGUUAGUGGACGAAAAGAUUGACAAAUCAGCUGGCUAUACCGGUUUAUGUGAUCAACAAAAUGUCAUAAGUUUCAACAAGUUCCAUAAUCUAAAGUGCCAUGAGGACGUUUCAACUAAUAUGAAGGUGUAAGAAAUAUAUAACGAAAUGGCGAUAGUUCAAGUGACAUUAGUGAGUGCAGUGCUUAGUGCAGUGUUGGUGUGUGUGUGGGGUCAUGUAGCUUUAACUUAUCCACCUGCGAGAAGAUUUGAUUUGGACUUUUUGGACAAUUCAAGAACAAAGCCGCCAUGUGGGAUGCCAAAAGGAACAUUAAAAACUUCUUUCCUUGCCGGUUCAACAUUUACAGUGCACUGGCAUUUGGCGUACGCACAUCGAGGUGGAUUCAGUUUGAGGAUAUUGGAUGAGUUGGAGAGGCCAGUUUUAGACUUAACACCACGUGCUGCGGGCUCGGAAUUCGUAAGAGACGACGUCACAGCUCAGAAGUAUGAAGUUCGUCUUCCGAAUGACUUCACGUGCGAGAAUUGUACAUUACAGUUGCAGCGAGAGGCCGGCGAGUGGGGAGCUAACUACAGAUUCUGGUCAUGCGCAGACAUCGACAUAUUACCCCGUAAAGAGUACCAUGAGACGUGUUCGGGUCACGGUUUCCACAUACUGGGUCGCUGCAAAUGCAAUAAGAUGUAUUCAGGUCCCCGGUGUCAGUUCACCGAUGAAUGUUUGGAGGACAACGACUGUGGUCUGCGAGGCAAAUGUAUCGAUGUCAACGCAACCGAGUCGCCAACCAAAAUGUGCUACUGUCCAUUUGGAUUUUACGGGAAAGGGUGUAAUAAAAAGGCGCCGUGGAAAGAUAAGAAAUUAAACUUGGGAGUGUACACAAAGAAGGAGCUCUCCAAAGAGUUCAAUUUGUAUUGGCGCGUGUUAAAAGAGGAUGCCGAGUUGGAGGUGGUCAUGAUGGUCAACGGCACGUCUUAUGCUGGUGUCGGUUGGCGCCCGAGCGGAUUGAAAAAACAGUGUAAAAAUUUCCCAGUUCUUGGUCCCAGUAUAGAUGGGAAACAGAGCACACCGAAACCAGAACCACUACCAGAGCCGGAGCCAAAAGCGGAACCGGAGCCUGGGCCGAAACCAGAACCGGAGCCAGGUCCGAAACCGGAACCGGAGCCAGGUCGGAAACCGGAACCGGAGCCAGGUCCGAAACCGGAACCAGAGCCCACGUCCGAAGCGAAACCGGAACCCGAACCGGUAGCAGAACCGCGAGCUCAACCUGCACCUGAACCGGAGCCGAACUCUGAACGAGAACCGAAAGCCGAACCGAUACCGAAGUCCGAACCAAUUAAAUCCGCCGACCACAAACACGAGACUGCACCUAAACUCGAGCCUGCCUCUGAACCCGAGCCGACGUCUGAACCCGAACCCACGGCUGAACCUAAACCUGAGCCUGAACCAACGACACAAUCUUCUCAAGAAAAUGAUAACAGAAACAAGAGAGUGGCCAUGCAUACCUUGGAUGGAUUCGAUUUCAAAAAUUUGGGUGAUGACGUCACGGUGAAAACUAGCGUCUCCUACAAAGUAUCUAGCUCUAAAGGACGCCGUAGGAGGGCAGCGGCAAAUGAAAAUGUGGAAUCUUCGACAAUGAUUAAUGAAAAAGAGACCACCCCUAUUUCCGAACCAGAUUCGACUCCUGAACCUAGUUCCGAAUCCCCUACUAAGUCUGAAACGGCUAAGCCGAAACUCAAACCAAAGUUUACACCAAAGUAUAAGUUACCGCGUUUAUUGUCUACCACUGCUCAACCGAAAGUGUUAGUAGAGUCUGUACCUGAUAUUAAUUCGAUCCCGGAACCCCAGUCCGAACCAGAGCCCACGGCUGAGCCUAAAUCUGAUUCUGAGUUGACUUCACGGGCUAAACCUGCUUCCGGCUCUUCUCUGGAAAUUAAGUCGGAAUCGGAAAAUACCCCAGAGCCAAUAUCAGAACCUGAGCCUUCCCCCGAACCAGAACCCACAGUUGAACCUCAAUCUGAAUCCGGAGCAAUUCCAAAAAGGCAAUCUAAAGAAAACCUAUCCUCCGAGCCGGAAUCUUCUCCAGAACCUAAGUCUGAACCAGUGUCAAAUUCAAACCUAGAAUCCACAUCAGAACUUGAGUCCACAUUUGUAACAACUGUCGAACCAGAAUCCUCCCCUGAACCGAAAUCAGAACCUAAUCCUGAACCAAAAUCAGAGCCAGAACCCAACCCUGAGCCGAAUUCAGAGCCGGAACCGCAUCCUGAGCCGAAAUCAGAACCAGAACCUAGCCCCGAACCAAAGUCAGAGCUAAAAUCUAUCCCAGAACCGAAAUCAGAACCAGAACCUAUCCCUGAACCAAAAUCAAAACCAGAACCUACCCCAGAACCUAAAUCAGAGCCAGAACCUUAUCCCGAACCAAACUCAGAACCAGAACCUAUUCCUAAACCUACAUCAGAGCCAGAACCUUAUCCCGACCCAAAAUCAGAGCCGGAACCUAAUCCUGAACCGAACUCUGAACCAGAACCUAAUCCCGAACCAAAAUCAAAUCCAGAACCUUCCCCCGAACCUAAAGCGGAAACGGAAACCGAAAGUUUACUAGUCAAGGGACUUAAAGAGGACACAGGUUACUUCCCUGCUCACGAGUAUGCACCAAAGUUCGAUUUCAAUCCAAUGGAUUGCACGGACAUUGUGAUCGGUACAGCUCGAGGCAACUACCACAGAGUCCUAGAUUAUUACACUAGAGAUAGAUCAACACCGCGUGUGGACACUUUCUGGGGUGGCCACGACGACGUCACCGCUGCUUCAGGCUUCGAAGAGAAUGGUGUCACUACUAUCAUAUUUAGAAAGAAAAUUAAGGCUAAGGAGCCCACAGACCACUCGAUAGUGGACGACCUGAUGCACGUGAUCUGGGCCCGCGGCCAGGAGCCCGCCCGCUACGUGCACUCGCCGCCGUCGGGGCUCGAGCGCGGGGCCGCCGCGGUGAAGGACUUCUACAGGCAGGACGAGCUCAAGUACCACGGCCACGGCUCGCAGAGGGGCGUCACCAGGAUCAACUUCUUUGAGGAGACAAAAUCUUCAAUAUCCGGCGGAGUACUCCCUCUGGCUGACAAAUGUGGCGGCAUGUGGAAGUAUCCUACCGGCUGUAACCCGGAUAAUAACACCUGCGAGUAUUACGCGUCAUGGGAAUAUCUGGGCCAGAAGAGGGGGAAGGACUCUAUAAAAUUCGUCAUCAAGACUAAGCACACUAACCUAUGGACCGGGAUUGGGUUCAGUAAAGACAAGAAAAUGUCGCAGACGGACGCGGUGGUGGGGUGGGUGGAGGGGCGCACGGGGCGCGCGUUCCUCAUGGACACGUACGUGAGCGGCUACUCCGCGCCGCGCCUCGACGCCAGCCAGGACGCCGCGCGCCAGGCCGGCCGCAUACAGGACGGCGUCACCACGCUCAGCUUCGUCCGGAAGCGGGACACCGGGGACCAGAAGGAUUUCGCAUUCACCGAUACGCAGUGUUUGUACAUGAUGUUCAUAACGCAAGGCGGCAAUUUCGAGCCGGUGAACAAACGGACCAGCAAACAUUUGCAGACACCUGUUAUAUCCGAAGACAAAGUGUGCAUCAGACCUUGUGGACCAGAGCCUCCGGAAGAGGAGUUUACAACAGAGCCUAUAAUACCGGGCUUAUCCGCGUACACGGUGUUGAUCCGUAUAACCGGACUAGCCGAUAGUUUCCGCCCGCCCGCUGCCGGCAGCAAGGAGUAUGAAGAUCUCACCAAACAAGUCGUAGACAACAUGGAGAGGGAGAUCGGCAAGAACAAGGGAUACCACGGCAUGGUCGUCAACGGAUUCAUGCAGAACGAAACUAAUGCGAUAAUAGCAGAGUUGACUUUGAAAUCAAUCGAUUCCAAUACGAUCGAUGGAUCUGGCGCCCGUUCCCUUGAUGGUGGCAUCUCGCCUGGCAACAAUGGAACAGAAGAGGACGACAACAUGCUGAAGUGGGAGAGAGUAGUGAGAGACACUCUUGCGCAAGGAAAAGUUGGAAAUUUGAAUGUUGAUCCGGAGUUUUUAGUAUUUCAACCUCAAAGCUUACUGAUAAACCGGCCGAGCGAGGGGGAGGGGGAGCAGUCGGGCAACGCGCGCUCGUUCUUCGGCAAGGCGGAGGCGAAGCUGUACGUGGUGGUGGCGUGCGUGGGCGCGCUCGUGCUGCUGGCCGCGCUGCAGGCCGCCUGCACGCUGCGCGCGCGCGCCGCCAGGCAGGAACAGUUGAUUCCUAAUUCGGCGUGGAAAGAUUACUCGUCAAACACAAAUUAUGCGUUCGAACCAUUCGAGAACGAGAAGUACAACAGCGCGUCUACGGUGGCCGCGGGUGGGGGCCGCCCCCGCGCCCCCGCGCCGCGCCCCGCCGCGCCGCCCCCGCCGCGCCCCCACACCGCCCCCGCGCUGCCGCACAACAAGACUCCGACGAACGGUCACAAGAUGUCUGCCAGCGGUCACAAGAUGGCGGCUAACGGCAAUAACACCAACGGUCGUUCGACACCCAGACACAAUCCACCCAACUACUAUCACCAUACGAGAUCCCUGCAGCGACCCGCCGGCCAGUACGGUUACGCGAGUAGAGGGGACCGCGCGGCGUACUCGCUGCCGCGACGCGGGGACCCGCCCGCCAACCAGGCGCAGCCGGACUUCUACUUCAUGCCCUCGCAGAGGAAAUACGAAGGUGAAAUAGUCAGGGUCUAUGUCGACUAUAGAGACAAGGGCCAAAACCAGGACUGACAAUAUUAACAAUAUCACGUUUAUAAUAU
Molecule: messenger RNA, 5208 nt
Organism: Diatraea saccharalis (sugarcane borer)
Lineage: Eukaryota; Metazoa; Arthropoda; Insecta; Lepidoptera; Crambidae
Source: the annotation of a GenBank genome assembly